Messenger RNA from Glycine soja, 807 nucleotides. Its product is annotated as probable phosphopantothenoylcysteine decarboxylase. Gene Ontology annotation, biological process: coenzyme A biosynthetic process. The transcript has 4 exons. The record is from RefSeq and is a predicted model, not a curated record. The coding region runs from base 1 to 807 and encodes 268 amino acids. Gene Ontology annotation, molecular function: phosphopantothenoylcysteine decarboxylase activity; FMN binding. NCBI's taxonomy places the organism in Eukaryota, Viridiplantae, Streptophyta, Magnoliopsida, Fabales, Fabaceae. Gene Ontology annotation, cellular component: phosphopantothenoylcysteine decarboxylase complex.
AUGGAUUCCUCUGGGGAGAGAAGAGCUGACUUAAGAGCCAAGGCAAAAGCUAUGGCAGAGAAGCCUCGGGUUCUGCUUGCUGCUUGUGGAAGUGUUUGUGCAGUAAAAUUUGGGAAUGUUUGUCGUAGUUUUGCAGAAUGGGCAGUGGUGAAGGUAGUUCUCACAAAAUCAGCUUUGCGUUUUAUUGAUGAACAAACACUUCCCCAGCAUGUAACUGUAUAUCGUGAUGAGAAAGAUUGGAGAACUUGGAAAAAGCUAGGUGAUCCUAUGCUUCACAUUGAGCUCUGUAAUUGGGCUGAAAUCAUGGUCAUUGCUCCAUUGUCAGCAAAUACUCUUAGCAAGAUUGCGGGAGGGUUGUGUGACGAUCUUCUGACAACGAUUGUGCGAGCAUGGGACUACAGGAAGCCACUUUUUGUUGCACCAUCCAUGAGCACUUGUAUAUGGAGAAACUCUUUCACAGAAGAGCAUUUAGGUGAAAUUGAUGGGCUUGGCAUCAUGCUCAUCCCACCUGUACCUUUACAACGUACAGCUAGUGGGGAACUUGAGCAUGCAAUGGCUGAUCCUUCUAUCAUAUGCUCAGAUGUGAAAGCCUCUUAUAAUAAGCAAAAUAAAAAAAUGAAGCAGAAAGAGGGUAGUACUAGUACUAGUGGUCAGGAAGGAUCGAAGCUUAACAAGUCCAAGGAAGGAACAGAUUCAAAAUUCCGGGUACUACAAGAUGUUUUGACGUUUAAUCAUGCUAACAUGUUGCUCUGGAUACAUGAUUUGGGGAUUGCUGUAGGCUGGAAUUUCUAUUUCCUUGCAAUGUAA